Messenger RNA from Arctia plantaginis, 1242 nucleotides. The record is from the annotation of a GenBank genome assembly. Lineage: Eukaryota; Metazoa; Arthropoda; Insecta; Lepidoptera; Erebidae.
AUGGACAAAGAGCCUCUUCUCCUGUUUAAAGACGUGAAAGCGAACUAUGGCACAGACAGCCCUUCACGAGGACGCCGAGUUAUAUUCUGCGUACACGGAAACCCAUCCACUGGCUGCUGUGCAGUCAUCGAAACUACUACCGAUGGAGAUGACGGAGAUAGAAGAAAUGGCAGCAUCGGUGAGGCUGAAACACAUUGUCAUAAAUCAAGGAAUGAAGAAGUGGACAAGCGGGCGAGAAGAAAACUCAUAUUGGCCAGCAUAUUGUGUGUCAUAUUUAUGAUUGGUGAAAUUGUAGGUGGUUAUUUAUCAAACAGUCUUGCGAUAGCCACAGAUGCAGCACAUUUGCUCACAGAUUUCGCCAGUUUCAUGAUAUCGCUCUUUUCAUUGUGGGUCGCGAGCAGGCCGGCGACGAGAAGGAUGCCCUUCGGGUGGUACCGUGCUGAGGUGAUAGGUGCCUUAACAUCAGUUCUCCUCAUAUGGGUGGUGACCGGAGUGCUUGUCUACAUGGCGGUGCAGCGCGUCAUCUACAAGGAGUUUGAGAUCGACGCCACCGUCAUGUUGAUCACCUCGGCUGUUGGAGUCGUUGUUAACCUGAUAAUGGGUCUGACCCUGCACCAGCACGGCCACAGCCACGGUGGCGGCGGUGGCCACGGACAUUCCCACGGGACCAGCAACCCCGUUCUCAAUAAUAAGAAGGAGCGGUCGGACUCUGAUGUGGAGAGCUCUACUUCUCAUUCGCACUCGCACACCCAUCAGGCUGAGAACAUCAACGUGCGCGCCGCCUUCAUACACGUGUUGGGAGACUUCAUACAAAGCUUCGGUGUACUUGUUGCCGCUAUCGUCAUAUACUUCAAACCGGGAUGGGACCUGGUAGAUCCUAUCUGCACAUUCUUGUUCUCCGUCCUGGUGCUCAUCACCACGUUCAACAUCAUCAAGGAUACUCUGUUGGUGCUUAUGGAGGGAUCGCCCAGGAAUGUUGAUUUCCAGGAGGUAGCCAAUACAUUCCUGUCGCUGCCCGGCGUGGUCCGCAUCCACAACCUGCGGAUGUGGGCUCUUUCUUUGGACAAGACCGCUCUCUCCGCACAUUUAGCUAUUCGUUGUGGAGUUAGUCCGCAGAAGGUUCUAGAAGAAGCCACCCGUUUGGUUCACGACAAAUACAACUUCUUCGAGAUGACGUUGCAGAUUGAGGAGUUCAACGACACUAUGGAGGACUGCAGCCAGUGUAAGAUGCCGCAAACUUAG